AUGACCACAAGCCUUGGUGACGCGUGGACGAGGCGUUCAAUGAUCACCACCUCGCCCCAACUGCGGAACCUCUUCCUGGACAACGUUUGGCAUUCAAUGCCGUCGCCCAUGUCAGUGCCUGGUAUUGUUUCGACAUGCGGCACAUUGCCUUAUCCCCUCUCAAUCCUACCUGAAAGCGCAGCUUCUAUCAUUUCAUUGUCGGCUGCGACUUUGGUAAACCUAAACCUACGAUUCAUCGAGGUUGUUGGGUUUUCGCCUGUGCUUUUGCAUGCAAUACAGAGUGUUACAAACCUCGAAAGGCUUGCGAUCCUGGGACCUCAAUCUUCACACAACGUCAACGAUUUCAUGUCUCUCAAGACCCUCUUAGAAAACACUCCUUCAUUACAGUCCUUAGCCAUCAAAUUUUCAUCAUUGCCGUCCAUGCGUCUACGCCCAGGAUCACUUCCGCGUUUAUCUCAUUUUUACGUAUCUUGCAGCCUCAACAAUCACCGAGCUUGCAUAGACAUUUGUCGCGAAGAAAAAAGGCCAAUCAGCUGUCUUGAGCUUUGCCCCGCAGCAAACCCAAAUUCAACAGCCUCUAUCGCUCUAGGUCUCAUCAAUACGCUGGAAACAUUAUUCAUCAUAUCCAUUCCUAACUUGGUACCGUGUGGCAUCCGUCGCCACGUCUUUCCGAAUUUGCGGGUGUUGAGAAGCGAAUACUGCCAGUCGCCAAUAAUGAAUCUGUAUUGGUUGCGUUGGCCUAUGCUCAAGACUGUCGAGGUCUUAGUCACUUCUUAUAGAUCUGGAAGUAUCUACUGGAGAAAUAUACUACAAGAACAUCAACUUCCAACUUUCCGAAAACAUCCAAAAUUACAACAUAUUGUUUUCACGACUGUUGAAGGUGACCACAUACAAGACUAUUUGGCUGACUCAUUUGCAAGGGUUGGAAUCAUUUGUCACUUCAUGCCUCAAUUAAAUACAAACCAACUUGCAACUCUUCCCGACCGACUCACACUUGGGACAUAG
Messenger RNA from Melampsora larici-populina 98AG31, 1005 nucleotides. RefSeq lists its product as uncharacterized. Bases 1 to 1005 code for a protein of 334 amino acids. Lineage: Eukaryota; Fungi; Basidiomycota; Pucciniomycetes; Pucciniales; Melampsoraceae. The transcript has 2 exons. The record is from RefSeq and is a predicted model, not a curated record.